AUGUCAUCCGGUCAGGAACCUGUUUUUCCCCAGUAUGAGGCUGAAACCAGCCAGACAUCUAAACUGUUAAGAAAAUUUAAAGAGACACCAUUUGUGCCCAUUGGCAUGGCCGGCUUUGCCAUGGUGGUGGGUUACGGGCUGUACAGACUGAAGCACAGGGGGGACAUGAAAAUGUCACUGCACCUGAUCCACAUGCGAGUGGCGGCCCAGGGCUUCGUGGUGGGAGCGCUAACGUGUGGUGUGCUGUAUUCCAUGAUGCGGGAGUAUGUGGUGAAACCCAAGGAGUAG
Molecule: messenger RNA, 288 nt
Organism: Tinamus guttatus (white-throated tinamou)
Lineage: Eukaryota; Metazoa; Chordata; Aves; Tinamiformes; Tinamidae
Gene: HIGD1A
Product: HIG1 hypoxia inducible domain family member 1A
Biological process (GO): mitochondrial respirasome assembly; negative regulation of apoptotic process
Cellular component (GO): mitochondrion
Source: RefSeq, a predicted model, not a curated record